This is a messenger RNA of Aphidius gifuensis, 3673 nucleotides long. RefSeq lists its product as uncharacterized. The record is from RefSeq and is a predicted model, not a curated record. The coding region runs from base 427 to 2385 and encodes 652 amino acids. The transcript is spliced from 8 exons. NCBI's taxonomy places the organism in Eukaryota, Metazoa, Arthropoda, Insecta, Hymenoptera, Braconidae.
UUGCGCUCAUCAUAAUCAUCAUCAGUCGUGGCUUUAGUGUUGCGCAGCACAGUGUGUUUUUUAAUAUCAAUUUUUAUAUAAAUAUUCUCCUCUAUUUUGAUCUCACUUCUCGUGAAUACUCGUGAACCAUCAACCAGGCGCCAAGUAAUAAUUUUAUGACGAAUGUUGUUGUUGCUGUGCGGUUAUUUCGCGUUGUCGUUAACAACUGCAAUUAUAUUUAUUCACUGAGUAUGUACACAUAGUUGUCGUUUUGAUAACAACUAAAAAAAUAUUUAUAUUAUUUAUAAAUAAUUGAAUUAAGUCAUGCUGCUGCUGAUGACAGAUAAACAUCAAAACAUGCCACUUGUUGGAAAAGAAAAACGAUAUACUGGACAACUGGAUCAACAAGAAAUUAUAAUAAUUUUAAAAUAGAAUUGAAAUAAUUUGAUGAAAAUGAUGACUGCGAUGGCAAGAUUACCAUGUAAAUCAUCAGUAUCAAAUACUCAACAAAAUCAACAACAACAGCUAUUAUUAGAACAACAAUUGGAUCAACAAUAUUUAAGAAAAACAAAUAAUUUUUUGAUCAACGUUAAUAGUAACAAAAAUUACUGGGACAUGCAACCAACAAGAAAUACUUCAGCACCACCAUCCUACACAAGAAGUCAACAUCGAGAUCACACUGGUAAAAGAAAAAGUGCAGUUGAAUUAUUACAAGAAUCAAAAGCAUUUUAUGUUAAAAGUGAAAUUGUAUUGGAUAGAAAACAAGAAUUAAAAAAUAGUGGGCAUUUACAAGUUGCACCAUCAUUAACAACAACAGCAACAACCACAACAACAUGUACAUCAUCAAGAUUAUUAAGAAAAACAAAAAAUCCAAUAAAAUUAUGUGGUGUUGGUGGUGGUGGUGGUGGUGUACAACAAUCAUGCACAUCACCACACUUGAUGAAUUCUGGUAAUGAAUGUUGUUGGAUUAAUUGUCAAGAUAGAAAUGAAUUAAUAUUAAGUCCACAACGUACACUGCCACCAACACUGCCACCAAAGAGUCCAAGAUUAAUAUCAGUACCUCAUAGAAGAACAAUAUCUGGAUCAUUAAAUAAUAAUACUGGAAAUGAUCAAUUACAAACAAAAUUACGUAGAUUAUUAAAUGCUGAUAGUAAAGAAAAUGUUUAUUUUCCGGAUACAAGUGGUUCAUUAACUCCAACAAAUUUAACAGGAAGAGAUGAUAAUUUUAGAUUUCCUCCAAGUGGAAUAACUCGAGAUGACGAACGUUUAAUGUCUGGUCAUAUAACAUCACCAAUACCACAGCCAGAUAUUCGUUUUAAAUUUGGAAGAAGUAAUUCACAUUCUCAUACAUCUGGUAAAAAUAAUAGAACAACAAUUAGUUCACCACCACCAAUUGACACAACAAUUUGUCAUAAAUCAUUACCAGAUUUACAUACAAGUGCUAGACGUCGUGCUUCUUUAUCACCAAGAGCAUCAACAAAACAAACAAUACCACCACCACCACCACGUUAUUAUCAACAAACAAAUAAUUGUCCAGAUUGUGAAACAAGUUCUGAUUAUUCUGAUAAAAGUUUUAAACGUGAUUCUGUUUGUUAUCGAAGUUCAAGAAAUAUGAGAUCAUCCUUGGGUUCAGGUGGAGGUGGUGAUGCAAGCUCUGUUCUUUCAUCUGGUGGACGAACACAAAAAUCAUCUGGUUCAAGUAAAAUAAGUCAUGGUGCUACAGCUAGAGAUUCAGGUGGAUCAUCUGGACAUUGUACACACCGAAGUGAUCCACCACCACGACUUCAAGAUUGUUGGAGUCAUAUUAGACGUGACAGUGGUGCCUCAACUCAGCAUUCAACUGAAAAAGAUAGAUCUAGAAAAGGCAGUGGAUAUGCUAGUGGUGGUACACCACCAUCAGUCUUAAGAAAUUUUAGUCCUGAUUCUGGUGAUAGUAAUAGUCAGACUGAUUACAGUCCCACACAAAAUUCAAGACUAACAGAUGGCUGGAAAGAAGAUCGAAGUCGACCAAUUUUACGAUCAAAGUCAGAUAUAAGUGAUCGUUAUUGGCGUCAUGAUGUAAAUUCAAGAAAUAAAAAAAAUCCACCAAAACCACCAAGAUCAUUAUCUGAUCUUGAAAUAUUUUUUGAUUGUCUUGGUCUUGAUAAUGAUAAAUAUCAACGUAUUACAUUACCAACAUCAAAUUCAUCAUCACCAGUAUUUUUUGAUAGUGUUAGUUCAAUUGAUUCAGCACUUGGUCUUCAUCAAUGGACUGGAAAUAAUCAACAAUCAAAUAGUAAUAAUUUUAAUGUUGCUAAUGAAACAACUAGUCAGCGUGUCAACGAUCCACCAAGUAUCGUAGAAAGAAACGCACGAAUUAUCAAAUGGUUGUGUCAAUGUCGAAAAGUACAAUUUGAAUACAAUUAAAUUGUUUUUUUUUCCUUCAAAUAUUAUAAAUUAAAAUUAACAUUUCUUUCAGUACUUAUUUUGUGCCAUUUUAUUGAAAUUUUAAUGAAUUUUUUUUUUAACUAUUCGUUGUAAAAUAAAUGACAAAAAAAAUUUAAUAUUAUUUUCAUUAUUUAUAUCUUGUUAAAUAUAUUUUAAUAGAUUAAAUUUUGUUUUUUUUUUUUAAUUUAAACGUUAAAUUUAUUUAUUAAAUUAAUGCGUCGCCAAAUUGUUGAGAAAAAAAAAUUAAAGCUAAAAGUUAAAAACCCAUUUGUUGAGUGAUAAAAAUUAAUAGUAUGUUAAUUAAAAUUUUAUCAGUGAUAAUUAUUAAAAGGAUAAAUUUUUUUUUUUCUUUAAUUCAAUAAAUUUAAAUGUCUGUUUAGGGAUUGUUAUUAUAUUUCCGAGUGGUCUUAUUUAGUAAUUUAAAAAAAAAAAAAAACAAAUAGAAUACAAUAAAAAAAAAAAUUACGAUGCCUUUGUAAAUGAGAAAAAUUAAUUAUUGUUAGUGUCUAGCAUGGUUUUUCUCUUGGACAAUUAGUACUUAAGAUACUUGAAAAAAAAUUUUGAAAAUAAUAUCUGCUAGACGAUAAAAAAAAAAAUUAAUUAAUUAAAUUAAAUAUUUUGUUGGAUAAAUUGGUUAUAGUUGAAAAAUUUUUAAGAAAAAAAAUAGAAUUUUAAAAUGGUUGUUUUGAAAUUUGUCUUUAAUUAAUGAUAGAGGAAAUUUAUUUUAAAAAAAUUUAUGUUUACACUAUGUACACAUCAAACCAAAAAAAAAAAAAAGAAAAAACACAAAGCGAAUUAAUUAAUUAAAAAUCAAAGAAAUAUUUGCUUGCUUAUUUUAAAGAAAAAAAAUAAUAAAAUGCACGAUAAUUUAAUAAAACAAUAAUAGCACAAAUUCAAUUUAUAUGAAAAAUAUUUUUUCUAUCAUAUAUGAAUUUAAGAAUUGUGUGUUUUACAAAUUAUUAUAUUAUGUGUUGAAUAAUUAUUAUGGAAAAAAAUUAUCGACAACGAAUAAUGGUUGGAUAUAUUUAUAAGUUGUUAGAUUAAAAAAGAAAAAAACAAAUUGAAAAUAUGCAUGUGCUACACUUGAAAGAUAAUCCAAAUAUAAUUUCUAUAGUCUUGUAUUUUUCGGUAGUUCAAACAUGAUAAAUUUAAAAUAAAUAAAAAUAAAAAAAUAUAACUUGAUAAAGCUUUUUUUAAACUCCAUCUAAAUAAAAUAAUUAUCUAAAAAAUACACUGACCAAAGAUAAUGUCGAAUAAUCAAAUAAUC